Cladophialophora immunda is the source of this 1655-nucleotide messenger RNA. RefSeq lists its product as uncharacterized. Gene Ontology annotation, molecular function: RNA polymerase binding; transcription coregulator activity. The transcript has a single exon. NCBI's taxonomy places the organism in Eukaryota, Fungi, Ascomycota, Eurotiomycetes, Chaetothyriales, Herpotrichiellaceae. The record is from RefSeq and is a predicted model, not a curated record. The coding region runs from base 40 to 1527 and encodes 495 amino acids. Gene Ontology annotation, cellular component: nucleus.
CUCCCUUCUUGGAGUCAGACACCUCUUGCAACCUGCGAAAUGAGUAGCAAGUUAAAGUCUACAUACCUUCCGGUCCCUGUUCAGCCUCCUUUACCACCAGGGUGGACAGAGCACAAAGCGCCCACCGGCCAUACAUACUACUACAAUGCUGAGACGAAGCAAUCUACCUACGCUAGACCCAGCCUUCCCUCUGAUGAACCACUCCGCAUCGACUAUGGCGCAAGUGAGCCCGACCACGUUAUGCGCGCCUCAAUGCAGGCCAUGGAAGAGUUCAACAGAAACAGUGCCGUGACCCAGCCAAGCCAUUUCACAGGGGGGAGAAGUUACCAAGAACAUUCUCGUCGGAGAGGCAAUCAGGGAGACCGACCCAAAUCGAAGGCACCUAUACCGAAUUGCGCCCCGUGGGUGCUGGUGAAGACAAAGCUAGGCAGGAGGUUCGUCCAUAAUACCGAGACGAAGCAGAGUUUUUGGAAAUUUCCGCAGGAUGUCAUGAUGGCGGUAAUUGAGAUGGACAGGCUGGAAUGGGAAGCCAAGAAAAGGGCGGAGACUGAGCACGAAGAGACGACCAAGGAGCAUGAAAAAUCACAACCACAGGCUGAUGCAGGGAGAUCAGAGAGUCCUACGAGGGACAUAUCUCGAGCAUCUGUUGGGCCUGAAGAGUAUGACAGCGACGAGUACGAGGAAGUCGAAGUGACAGACGACGAGGGAGAAGCAAUUGAUGAGCCAUCAAAACGACGACGUCUCUCCCACGAGGCUGGAAGCGAGAACGCACCACCUGCUGGACCUGUUGAGUUCAACGAAGAUGAUAUAGCCUGGCAACUGGCGCAGCUGGAGGGCGAUGACGGCUAUGGGGAGGACCAAGACUAUACACCCGGCGAUGGAGGAGAAGCAGAAGAUGUGGAGGAUGUGGAAGAAGACGAAGGCCUUCCUCUAACCGCGCAGGACAACCUUGCGCUUUUCCGGUCCCUCCUCGACGACUCCGGCAUAUCACCCUACUCUACUUUCGAAAAAUUUAUCGAGGACACGGCUCUGUUAGAAGACCCGCGUUACGUCGCAUUGCCAAACACCUCGUCACGCAAAGAGGCUUUUGUGGCAUGGUCCAAGGACCGAAUCGCAGAACAGCAAGCCCUCAAGGCCUCGGCGGCCGCAAAACAGAACAAGAAGGACCCUAAGGUAGACUAUCUGCGGUUUCUGCAGGAGCACGCCACGCCGAAACUGUACUGGCCGGAAUUCAGACGCAAAUUCAAAAGGAGUCCCGAGAUGCAGGAGCGGUCGAUGCAGGACAAGGACCGGGAGAAGCUGUACCGCGAGCUCGUCGGCAAGUUGAAACUCGGUGAGGCCGAGAGGAGGAAGGAAUUGGUGAGCCUGCUCAAGAGCAUCGACAAGGCCAAAUUCGACAAGCUCAGGGACGGGGACAAGUUUGCUCCGGAAGCUUUGCCGGACACUGCCCUGCGGGAUGUUAGGUUCUAUGUCCUGGAACCUGCCAGGAGGGAUGAGCUUGUGAAGACCUUUCUCGAGACACUCUAAAGCAGAGCUCGCGGCGCGCAGGUUGUGCGCUUGUAUAUCUGUGGGAUUGUAGGAAACUAGCCGACGUAGGGACAUAUGAGGCUUCUCUUGUUGACUGCUUCAAAACUACAAGAACAGCCUUGAACUAA